GUUUAUCUUAUUCAAUAUUCGGCAGCCAUUUUGAUCAAACGCAUUCUGUGUGAUGUCACAGACGUGAAGUCAUAACAGAACAUGACACAACAUUCCGUGUUCUGUUCAUCAAACCCUCAGAACACGGGACAAACUGUCAGAUACUGAAUCGUUGGAUCGACAUUCGCUCGUUGCAUCGACGUUAUCGUGUUAAAAACUUGUUUAAACGCCGUCAUGAACAAAGACUCUGCAAAAUCUUGUCAAUCUCCAGCUGUUAGGAGAAGAAAGAUUAAUAGCAGCCAGACACAACAAAGUCCACAGGCUGCAAAGGAUGGCAGGACCAGGGCCAGGAAAGGAAAGGCCAGUCCUGACAAGGAGACCCCCAAAAAGAGGAAAAGGGUCUCUAAAGCCAAGCCUUGUGACACCUCAGAAGAAGGUGUUGGUGUGAAAAGAGAGAGCAGCAGCAGCCUAUUAGAGGGGUGCAGUACAUCUCUGGCCCCGAGAGGCGUUAAGAGGGGAGCCACUGCUGAUGGAGAAGGACCAACCAGGGAGAAGAAGGGGAGUGUUGACUUGAAAGAGACCAAAGAAGAGAUCAAGGAGGACUUCACCUCCUCAGUAGAGGCCCGCAGAGCAAAAUUUGAGGCCAAAUAUGAACAGGGGAACCAGCUCGGUGAAGGAGGCUGUGGAUCUGUGUUUGCCGGCUACCGCAAAGCAGAUAAUUUACCAGUAGCCAUUAAACACGUCCCAAAUGAUAAAGUGUUCUGUAAACAAGUGGAUAAGAAUGGGAACCAGCUCUCUGUGGAGGUCGCCGUGAUGUUAAAACUCGGAAUGACUGAAUCAGCUGUGUCCCUGCUGGACUGGUACGAUCUGGACGAGGAGCUCAUAUUGGUCCUGGAGAGACCAGUCCCCUCUGUAGACCUCUUCACAUACAAUGAGAUCAACGGAGGAUGCCUGGAAGAGGAGGAGGCCAAGAUCAUAUUGAAACAGCUGCUGGACGCUACAGUAGAACUUCAGGAUAAAAACAUCUUUCACCGAGACAUCAAGACGGAAAACAUCCUGAUCGAGACUGGCACUGAUGUCCCACGUGUCCGUCUCAUUGACUUUGGCUUGAGCUGCUUUGUUAAGAGAGGAUCGUUGUACCGCAUCUUUUACGGUACCUCAUGUCACAUCCCCCCGGAGUGGUACAGUUGUUGUGCCUACCGUGCCGGCCCCACAACAGUUUGGCAGCUGGGAGUAGUCCUGUAUGAAAUUCUGCACAGUAAAUCAUCAUUUGAGACCAGAGAGUUCCUGGGCAACAAGCUAAAAAUCAGCAACAAGCUGUCCAAUGAAUGCCAGGAUUUCUUGCAGAGUUGUCUGACCAAAGUUCCCGAGCGGCGACCCACACUUGAGCAACUACAGCACCACCCAUGGCUCAGAUAAACCGACACUACACACACACCUACAAACAUUUAAAAUCAUCAGUCAUCAUCAAUCAAGAUUUAUUUUCACUUACGGCCCCUCAUUACAUGAAUAGCACUAGCACUGUUUUCUCUUUGACAGGAAGGCGGAUGUGGACGAGUGCGGCUGGACCGUUUUUAAUUGGAAUCAUCUAAUUCGGCUCAUUAUUUUGGACAUUUUACAUUAAUACUUUUACUUUUUUCCCACUUGUAGUUCCUGUAGCACCCCCAGUCAUCCGAGGAGAGGGGAUCUCUCUUUGAAUUGCCUUUCCCGAGGUUUCUUCCCAUUUUCCCUCUGGCCUCAGGAUUUUGGGGAGUUUUUCCUCGUCUUCUUAGAGAGCUUGGGCUGGGUCAGGAGCUGCUGCUGAUGAGCAAUUAGGAGCCAAUGAGCCAUUAUGUCAUAAUAAUGACAAACAUAAUCAUAAAAACAACAAUAACAAUAAUAAUGUCCACAAUAAGU
Molecule: messenger RNA, 1875 nt
Organism: Thunnus maccoyii (southern bluefin tuna)
Lineage: Eukaryota; Metazoa; Chordata; Actinopteri; Scombriformes; Scombridae
Product: serine/threonine-protein kinase pim-1-like
Exons: 9
Coding region: 214-1398 (394 amino acids)
Biological process (GO): protein autophosphorylation; negative regulation of apoptotic process; regulation of mitotic cell cycle
Cellular component (GO): cytoplasm
Molecular function (GO): ATP binding; protein serine/threonine kinase activity
Source: RefSeq, a predicted model, not a curated record